Auanema sp. JU1783 is the source of this 2172-nucleotide messenger RNA. Lineage: Eukaryota; Metazoa; Nematoda; Chromadorea; Rhabditida; Rhabditidae. The record is from the annotation of a GenBank genome assembly.
AUGCGCACCACCGUAAUUCUUCUGCUCCUAGCAGGGCUUGCAUAUUCAGCCCGAAUCACUAUCUCACGCGGAAAGAAAGAUGCCAAGUUGGAUAACUUGUGUGCUAGAAUGCACAACAACACAGCUCUUGAAGGCGUUGAUCCUUUGGAGAUGAUGCAGGCAACAGCUUUCGAAUGCCAAAAGAAAUGCGUCGAUUUGUUCCCAUCCUGUUCUGCCGUCGUAUAUUACUAUCUUCACAAUGAAACCGAUCACCAUUUCUGCUACCUGUUCGAAAAAAAUUCUGUUCACGAGAAAGUUGAUUUGAUUGAACAAAAAGCUGAUUCCAAGAAGGAUAUCGUUCGUAUGCUUGAAAUUGUUCAUGACUGUCAGCAGUUCGAUGCUCAUCCACCACUCCAAGAGGAUGGUCUUGCUUCUUCCACUGAUAAAGUCGACAGAAAGAAGAGACAGAACGGACAUGAUUCUUACAAGCAGCAUUUUGGUGAAUGGACUGACUGGUCUGACUGCGGCAGCACAGUUGGCCACGCUGUUAGAUCUCAAUCCUGUGAUUAUGGACGGCGAAUCCAGCGUCGAGGAUGUCCAGCUCGCAACUUCAACCGGGCUCCAGCACCACCUGCCCCUCUUCCAAGAGCUCAAGAUCCUCGCUAUCUUCAGCAACUUCAACAGCAACGAGAUCAACAUCAACAAUUGAUUCAACAGCAACAACAACAACAACAACAGCAACAACAACAGCAACAACAAUUGCAACAACAGCAACAACCUCAACAACCUCAACAACCUCAGCAACCUCAACAACUGCAAAGAUCACCCUAUGAUGAGUAUGCUCAGCUCUACCAACAAAGAAUGGCUCAUUACCGUGAAAACCAGAGAAGCCCCGCUCGUCAAGUAGCUGAACCUUGCUCAGGAAGCCGUUGUGAAAUUCGUCACUAUCCUCAACCUCACCCUCAACCACAACCACAGGCACCUCCAGCACCCCCAACUCCUCAAGCUCCUGCUCCUCAUCACAGCAAUGGAUACCGACCAGCUCCUCCACCACCACCAGUUUGUAACGGAGGAGCAUGUGAACCAGUUCAACAAGCUCCUGGCAGUUGGUACGAUUGGUCUGAGUGGUCAGCAUGUUCAUGCACUUGCGGUGAUGGAGUUAAGCAACGUCGUCGUGAGUGUGCUACAUCCAACUGUCAAGGACCUGAAUAUGAACAAGCUCCAUGCACUAUGGGACCAUGUCAAACAUGGUCAGAAUGGUGCGAGUGGUCUACUUGCUCCGCUUCUUGCGGACUUGGACAGAGACAAAGAACAAGAUUCUGUCAUCUUGGAACAAAUAGAUGCGAAGGAAGUGAUUUCGAAAGUGAUACUUGCAAUGCUGGCCCAUGCCCAGAAUGGAGUCAAUGGGAAGAUUGGGGACAGUGUUCUGCUACCUGCGGUCACGGAGUUGCUACUCGUCAACGAACCUGCCUUGGAGGACAAGACUGCGCAGGCCAAACUAUUGAACAACGCGGAUGCCAAGAAAGACCAUGCUCUGAUUGGGCUAGUUGGGAAGAAUGGGGAACUUGUUCAGUAUCAUGUGGAUCAGGAAUUAGAAGACGCCUUCGCGUUUGCCAGUAUGGCACAGAUUGUGCUGGACCAAACGAAGAAAGUCAAGCUUGUCAUAACGCGCCUUGUGCUUCUUGGACUGAGUGGUGCGAAUGGUCUGGUUGCAGCACUAAGUGUGGACCAGGACAAAGAACUCGUACUAGAGGUUGCCUGAACUCUGAUGGAACCGAAAGUCAUGUCUGCCAAGGACCUAGUGUUGAAACAUUACUAUGCGAAGGAACAAACUGUUGUAGAUGGUCUGAGUGGUGUGGAUGGUCCAUGUGUGAUAAGGAAUGUGGUGGUGGACAAAGUAUUCGCACAAGAACAUGCAGCAGAGAUGGCUAUGGAGCUGCCGAUGAUGCCUGUGUCUGUGAAGGAUCUGAUCGUGAGUCUAAGACUUGCAACACCCAAACAUGCAGUCCACAAUGCUCAUGGACUCAAUGGUGUGAAUGGAGCGGAUGCAGCACUCAGAAGAGCUGCGAAGUUGGAGUCCAACUCAGAUCCCGCCAAUGCAUCGGAGAAUUAGGUUGCAAUUGCUUCGGUCCAGCUGAAGAGUCUCAGCAGUGCAGAGGAACUCAGCCAUGUCCCCAAGAACCUCCUUGCUAA